AUGUUCAACCAGCAGCAGGGGCGUCGUGGCGGGCGCGACAACCACUACAACCAAGGAGGUGGCUACGGCAUGGGCGGCGGCGGCGGUGGUGGCGGUGGUGGAGGGGUUGCGCCGACGUCAUGGGAGGGCAUGUACGACGACGUGCCCCAGCCCAACAUCCCUCAGGUUGGAAACGGGCGGGGAGGGUUCAACAAACGCGGCGGAGGUCACCAGCACAUGGUCCAGGUGCCCACCGACCCGGCCAACGCCCCUCCGGCCAACGCCCCGACGGGACCGAAGAACGCCGGACGGCCAGGCGCCAACUACCGAGGCGGCGGCCGUGGUGGCAACCGUGGCUUCCACCCCUAUGCGCGUGGCUAA
Messenger RNA from Parascedosporium putredinis, 360 nucleotides. The record is from the annotation of a GenBank genome assembly. Lineage: Eukaryota; Fungi; Ascomycota; Sordariomycetes; Microascales; Microascaceae.